GUUAUUGAGGAUGGAUAAAAGUUUUGUUAUGGUAAUUUUGAUGUUUAAAAGUUAACAACAUGACUGUGAAUUUAAUCUCUUAGCUUUGCAGGCUUGAAUGACUUGUUCAUUUUAAAGUGAUAAGAGCCUUAGCCAAGAUUGAAAAAUUAUGUCAACUUGCAAUCUAUGAAUAAAACAACAGACCGGAGUUGAUUACCUAGACAGCAUGACUCCAGCAUGCACCCUAUCCCCUUCCCCUUAAAAAAACGCUACCUUGGCAAACAUUCAAGUACAACCAUAGAGCUGCAGAGGUGGAAGCAAGUGGUUCACCGUGUACUGACACUAUGCAGAGUGCAAUGCAUGUGACGGCAUGCUGCCUUCUCUCUGUGACACACCUUUGUGAUGUGAAGCCCCCUGGAACCAGCCACCUGGGGCCCAGAGCUGCUUGCUGGGGUUCCACAAGAGGAUUCAGAACAAGGCCUUCAUGGCACAGAUCUUGCCAAGUCUGGGAAGACAAGUGCCAUCGGGACUGUACGCCUCAGCCACUGCCACAUGCCCUGCGACCUGCAGGUACAGAAGUGGGGGGACGUCGACUACUGCAGUUUCCCAAUGGGCAUGUUAUCUUUGUCUUGGUUUUCACAAAGCAGGUGAACAUGCUCAGCACCAUCCACACGUUGGCCUUAGCGAUUGUACACAGUAGAGGAGAUCUGCUGGUGAUGAAACCUGAGUGUGUUGUUACCUACAUCAACAGUAUGAAAAGUGUAGACCUUGGGGAUCAGCUGGCCAAAUCAUAUCCUUCAGUACAGAGAAUUUUUUUUAUAUUUAUGAUUUGGCAACAGUAAACAGCCAUGUGGUUUACAAGUACCUGGGCCACAGGAUGGAACAGUUGGCCUUCCGGAUGGACCUGGUGAUAGCAGUAACAUAUCAGUUCACCCCUGAUAUCAAACCACAUAGCACAAGGGGACGUCUCUCAGCAUUGCCCUCUCC
This is a messenger RNA of Penaeus chinensis, 966 nucleotides long. RefSeq lists its product as uncharacterized. The coding region runs from base 324 to 821 and encodes 165 amino acids. NCBI's taxonomy places the organism in Eukaryota, Metazoa, Arthropoda, Malacostraca, Decapoda, Penaeidae. The transcript is spliced from 3 exons. The record is from RefSeq and is a predicted model, not a curated record.